AUUAAUAUAAAAACAAUUACGUGUCAAUGUCAGUCCAUGAUUUAACUUUAUAGUUUGUAAGACGUCGUGUGUUUCCUUUCUUUUACAUCUUUCAUAAAUACUGAUAUUCGCUUGUGCUGAAUAUUGCACCACCCAUCGGCAUUUGUGUGUUUAAUCAUGAUGCAGUCGAGGGAGGAGAGGAGAGCUGAGUCACCAUCAGGUCUCGUCCUCACCACCGACCCUAAGCCUCGCCUUCGCUGGACCGCAGAGCUUCAUGAACGUUUCGUUGACGCCGUCACUCACCUUGGUGGCCCUGACAAGGCUACACCAAAGACGAUUAUGAGAGUGAUGGCUGUGAAGGGUCUUACACUUUACCAUCUCAAGAGCCAUCUCCAGAAGUUCAGAUUUGGAAAGCAACCUCACAAGGAACAUAGUCAUGGUCACUCCAUAAAUAUUAGGGAUAGUAACAAAGCUUCCAUGUUGGAUCUUCAAAGGAAUGUGGUAUUCACUACUCCACACAUCAUUGGUCGCAAUAUGAACGAGAUGCAAAUGGAAGUGAAAAGAAGAAUAGAGGAAGAGGUAGAAGUAGAAAGACAGGUUAAUCAAAGGAUUGAAGCACAAGGGAAAUACAUGGAGAGCAUGUUGGAGAAAGCAUGUGAAACACAAGAAGCAAGUCUCACCAAAGACUACUCUACUCUCUUUUUCAACAACACAUCACCCCUCCCAAUUAUAUGGUUUGAGGAUCAUUUUCCCUCGUCUUCCUCCUUGGACUCCACAUUGAAUCUUUCUGACAUCAAUCCCAACUUCUCCCUCCAAGAUUCUCUGAGUUCCAUCACCAAGAACCGUACGGUUUGUCUCGGUUAGAGAAAACAUUUAUAGGUAUAGCUAUUUGACGCUUUCUACUCUAGUGUUCUAAUGCGCAUUUGGUGUUAUAAAUGCACAAACUCACAUGUAAUAACUUCUGCCAAACAUGAAGUAGAUCUUUAUUUACCGCUCUAAUAAAUGUGAUGACGAAGAAGGCUGCCCCAUAAAUUUCCCAGUUCUCGUGUGUUUAUGUUAGAUUUGGGUUAAUUAUGGGCUUCCAACUUAAAAUUAAUUGGCAAUUAGUGGAUUGACCAUAACCCUUUAUAUAUUAGUAGAAUAAUUCUUAUAUUUCCGAUAUGUGAUGUUUAUCAAUACCCUUCUUCACGCUCGGACAUUUAGGUCUGAAGCGUGGAUAAUGUGGGAAUAACAUCCACAGAGAGCCCAACAUCGGUGUAGUAGUAGUUAUAGUAAAUUAGGUCAAAGGAUCUUAUCGCUCUAAUACCAUGUUAGAUUCGGGUUUAUUAUGGGCUUACAACUUAAAACCAAUUGGCAAUUAGUAGAUUGGCCCUAACCCUUUAUAUAGUAGUAGAAUAAUUCUUAUAUUUCCGAUGUGGGAUGUUUCUCAUCAAUACCCUCCCUCACGCUCAGACAUCUAGGUCUGAAGCGUGGACAAUUUUGGGAAUAACAUCCACAGAGGGUCCAACACCGGUGUAGUAGUAGUUGUAGUAAAUUAGGUCAAAGGAUCUUAUCGCUCUGAUACCAUGUUAGAUUCGGGUUUAUUAUGGGCUUCCAACUUAAAACCAAUUGUCAAUUAGUAGAUUGGCCCUAACCCUUUAUAUAGUAGUAGAAUA
This is a messenger RNA of Raphanus sativus (radish), 1634 nucleotides long. Its product is annotated as myb family transcription factor PHL12. NCBI's taxonomy places the organism in Eukaryota, Viridiplantae, Streptophyta, Magnoliopsida, Brassicales, Brassicaceae. Bases 157 to 843 code for a protein of 228 amino acids. Gene Ontology annotation, molecular function: DNA-binding transcription factor activity; DNA binding. The transcript is spliced from 5 exons. The record is from RefSeq and is a predicted model, not a curated record.